Messenger RNA from Lodderomyces orthopsilosis Co 90-125, 660 nucleotides. RefSeq names its product Fesur1p (gene FESUR1). The record is from RefSeq and is a predicted model, not a curated record. The coding region runs from base 1 to 660 and encodes 219 amino acids. Gene Ontology annotation, biological process: aerobic respiration; mitochondrial respiratory chain complex I assembly; electron transport coupled proton transport. Gene Ontology annotation, molecular function: 4 iron, 4 sulfur cluster binding; quinone binding; NADH dehydrogenase (ubiquinone) activity. The transcript has a single exon. Lineage: Eukaryota; Fungi; Ascomycota; Pichiomycetes; Serinales; Debaryomycetaceae.
AUGUACUCAUUAAACAAAACCACAAUGCUUAGACAGUUAGGUCAAAUAAGGCCGAUCAGAUCAGUAUCACCAUCCAUAACACAACUUCCAUCGUAUCAAACCAUAUCCAAGCGUAAUGUAUCAUCAAAAGAAUUAACUCCAAAACAAUUACCAACCGAUUUCCCAUUAAUGUCAGAGAAGACUGCUUCGAGUCCAAUAGAUUAUGCAUUAACUUCAUUAGAUACUAUAGCAAACUGGGCUAGAAAGUCAUCAUUCUGGCCAGUUACUUUCGGAUUAGCAUGUUGUGCAGUAGAGAUGAUGCAUGUCUCAGCACCAAGAUACGAUCAAGAUAGGUUGGGUAUUAUUUUCAGAGCUUCACCACGUCAAUCAGAUAUUAUGAUUGUUGCAGGAACUUUAACCAACAAAAUGGCCCCAGCAUUGAGACAAGUUUACGAUCAAAUGCCAGAUCCAAAGUGGGUUAUUUCCAUGGGAUCAUGUGCAAAUGGUGGUGGAUACUAUCACUACUCAUAUUCAGUUGUCAGAGGUUGUGAUAGAGUUAUUCCUGUUGACAUAUAUGUACCUGGAUGUCCACCAACUGCAGAAGCUUUGAUGUAUGGUGUUUUCCAAUUACAAAAGAAGAUGAUGAAGACCAGAAUCACAAGAUUAUGGUACAGAAGCUAA